CCUUAGGCACCGGGGGCAACACACACAGCACAGAGAGAGCCGCCCGCCGUAGCUGCUCCUGCCUCUGCCGCUUCACUAACCUCUCACCAGUCGACAACCAGACAGUAUUACUUUCGACCGUUUACCGAGCACGUCGUAAGGGACCAGUGCUUGCCCGACUUUACAACUUGCCGGACGUGUGAGAAUCAUUUUUAAGAUUUAUUUUAGUUAUCAUUUAUUUUACUUACUCUCAUUAUCAUUGACAAUUUACUAAUUAAAUAAAUAAUUAAUUUAAUAUUUUAAAUAAAUAAAUCCAGGACUUGUUCUGUCACUGACUCAAAGGACGUGGAUUCUAAAUAAUUUGUUUUUUAGUGAACGUGGUGGAGUGAUUUGUUGGUUAACUAUUUAAAAUAAGACUACAAUAUUUAAAUUUUUAAAAAACUGUGUUGUGGGGGACCAAGACUAGUUAAGUGUCAAAUAAUUUAAAUUAUUAUUUAAAACGAAAUAAUGUGUUGUGAUAGUGCGAGUAUUGGAUUAUAAUUAACUGUACUCGUUUUGACGGACUUUUCAAAAAAUUCAAAAGGAUUUGUUAUUGCAGAUAAACUGUAAGGAGGAGAGCGCGAUCAUCAUCAGGUGAACAUCGCGCUGAAAUCAUCCCCUAAGUGGGGGGUGGUGUUUGUGGGUUUAGUGCCGGGGCGAUGGUGGCAGCUGCCACAGCUACGGCCAUCGCCACUGCCUGCGUGGUGGCCAUGCAGGACCGCCAGGACAUCCCUUCCCAUUUUAAUCAAAGCCAGCAUGGAAUGCCGCAUCAGUCGUACAAUACCGGGUACGGCCAACGUGGCGGACCAAUGGGUGGAAUGGGACCCACGAUAAACAGCUACAAUGGUAUGAGUUCGAUGGUACCUGUCCAAUCAAUGAAUUCCAUGAAUUCGAUGAAUACUAUAAACAGUAUGAACGGCGCUAUGAAUCCGAUGUCAAUGAGUGGCAUGAAUGGGAUGAACGGAAUGAGUCCCAUGAGUCCGAUGAGUAGUAUGGGGAACGUCAACAACAACAUGGGUGGCAUGAACUCGAUGAUGCCCAGCGCCAUGCAGAUGAACAAGAUGAACAUGCAGCAGGCUCAGGCCCAGGUUCAAGUCCAGCAAGCGGGGUACCCACGUCGAUUGGCGCCCUACCCCAAUCCCCAAAUGCAUAUGGUCCAGAAACGUCAGCAGCAAGUUGGCUACGCGAACGUCCCCUCUAACCCGAUGCAGCAACAGCAACAGGGUUUCAACACAAUGCCAAACAAUAUCCAGCCCAAUCAAUACCCUCCGACAAACUACCCAUCAGCCCGACCGCCGCCAAACUUCCAUCCGCAGUAUCAACCAAUCCAGGGUAUGGGAAAUCCUAAUCCCGGUGGAUUCCCACCCAACUCCAUGAUACGUGGUUCCAAUAUGAGACAGCAGACCCCCAGCUACAAUACGCAAUCGGUCGUCUCGCAAUCGAGCAAUCAGUAUUACGGUGCUAAUACGCCGAGUGGCGUUGUUGGCUCCUCUGUCGUAAACAUGGGCCCCAAUGGUAUGCCCAGCCAUCAGCAACACCAGCAACAACAGCAGCAACAUCAACAACAGCAGCAACAUCAACAACAGCAAUUUAUCCACCAGCAGCAACAACAGCAACCCAACCCCGCUGGAUACGUCAGUAACUCCAGCUAUCCCACCAACGGCCAGUACACGCCUGACGUGUCGUUAAGAACAUCCGGCGCCGGUAACAUGAAUUACCAGCACAGUCCCAUUCCCGGCAAUCCAACCCCACCACUAACCCCCGCCUCAAACAUGGCGCCCUACAUAAGUCCCAAUUCCGCGGACAUAAAACCCAACUUCAACGAAUUGAAGUCUACAGUCAUGCCCCAGCAGAAAGAAGACGAACUGAGACUAACAUUCCCCGUGAGGGAUGGUAUUAUUUUACCGCCUUUCCGUCUGCAGCACAAUCUCGCUGUCAGUAACCACGUAUUCCAUUUGAAGUCGACGGUACACCAGACCCUGAUGUGGCGAUCGGACUUGGAACUCCAGUUGAAGUGUUUCCACCACGAGGAUCGACAGAUGAACACCAACUGGCCGGCAAGUGUGCAAGUGUCGGUAAACGCAACCCCACUGGUCAUCGACAGGGGAGAAAACAAAAGCUCCCAUAAACCUCUUUACCUCAAAGAUGUCUGCCAGGCUAGCAGAAAUACCAUUCAAAUUACAGUCUCAGCUUGUUGUUGUUCGCAUCUGUUCGUACUGCAAUUAGUCCACCGACCGAGCGUAAGAAGUGUUCUUCAGGGUUUGCUGCGCAAGCGGCUGCUGACUGCGGAUCACUGUGUGGCUAAAAUUAAACGGAACUUCAAUAAUACCAUGUCGAAUAACGGGAUGCAGUCCGAGAAAGAUGUUGUUGAACAAACGGCACUUAAGGUAUCGUUAAAAUGUCCGAUAACAUUCAAGCGAAUUACGUUACCGGCACGGGGGCAUGACUGCAAACAUAUACAGUGUUUUGAUCUUGAAUCAUAUUUACAACUUAAUUGUGAACGUGGCUCAUGGAGAUGCCCUGUUUGCACGAAACCCGGGCCAUUGGAAGGCUUAGAAGUAGAUCAGUACAUGUGGAGUAUAUUGACUACGUCAACUUCAGAUGUUGAAGAAGUAACGAUAGAUGCAGCCGCUAAAUGGAAAUCAUCAAAGAGCAUAGUCAGCAUAAAAACCGAAGAAGACUUGGACUGCAAGAGAAUGAUAAAAGCAAUGUCGCCGGGAAGUAUGAACAUGCCGACUAUGGUUAACUUCGAUAUGAACCAGGCGAUGAGUCCGUACAUACCUCCCGAUAUGAACAGCAUCGUCAGCGGUUCGAUGAUGAACAACACCCCACCAGCUUAUGUCAACAAUAACAUUAAUCAUCGGAACUCAUCUGGCGGUUCCUAUGAUAUAAACUCUGGCACGACAAAUCCUAGUAAUGACUACAGCAAUGGCGCUGGACCUCUGAGCCACCUGAGUGAUUCCGUCAAUUCACUCGAUCCACUAAACGCAAUGGAAAAAUCUCUAAAUGAUCAGAUGCCGCACACACCCCAUACUCCGCAUACACCACAUACACCUCACACACCAGGUGGCGGUAACAGCGGACCUCCAAGUGUGCCACCAGCAUCACAAGAAUCAACGGGAAAUCUUAAUACUUCAGGCAAUAAUACGACGAAUAUCAAUGAUAACACGGACAUACCGUCGGAUUUGAAUUUUGAUCCGGCAGCAGUCAUUGACGGCGAGGGAACCGGUCAAGAAGGAUUAAAUUUGUUGCCAGACAGUGUAGUAGACCCAAUGGAAUUACUAUCGUAUCUCGAACCACCGGAUCUCAAUACACCGCCCAGUAGCGGUGCCAGCAGUGGUAACCUAUCAUCAAGUGAUGACAUUCUCGCCCUUUUCGAGUAAAAAAGUUUAAAUAAAUAACAGUGUCGAUAAUCGAUUAUUGAAAUUAUUAUAAUAUGUUUAUCGGCGGGAACGACACAGGUCUACGUCAUCUUAAGGUGAUUACACCUAAAAAAAACAAUGGUACAAACAAAUUUAGCUAUUGACAUAGGGCAUAGUGUUAGAAAUGAUAACAUAAUGAUUAUAUAUAAUCAUUUAUUAUCAAUUUAAAUAGCGAACACAGUUUACUCUGUUAGGGCUAGUGCUUCUGUAUAAAAUUUCAUCCAUAAUGGACCACUUGAACUAGAUUUGCGAUGUUUUUUUUUUUUUAAUUUAAUAUCAAAUCGAUCUAUUGUCAAUGAAGUUGGGUUAGGUUCUGUCGAAUCGUUGCGUUUUAAAUAAUUCUUUGUGGUUUUUAUGGGAAUAAUCAGUCCUUAAUAAAUUCCUUGGUUAUGAAUAACGUGAAUUUAAAAGAAAAUUUAUUUUAAAACGUUUAUUUUUCGGAGAUGCGAUUUUUUUUAAUGGUAAACGUUUCGCUAGUCGGCCAUGAAUGGAAAAUUCUGUCAGGUCGCGCUGCAAGUGACGUUUCGCUUUUUAUCACUUGCUAAGCGAAAUUUAUCAUUAUCUUUAUAUCAAAACAGUAAUUUGGACCAAAAAAGACCGCAAAGAAAUUUUUUAGGCUUAGUCGGCAUACGGGACCUUUACCAAAAAAAAAAAAUUAAUUUGAUUCAUCGUAAAUCUGUGAGUUUAAUUAAUUAUUAAGGAAUAUUGUUAAUAAAAUAAAUAUAUUCCGGUCUUAAGUAACGGUCUGAAGGACCCUUGUACAGUACUUUAUAAUUAUUAUUUAAAUUUAUUAAGUAAUUAUUUUAAAUCUAUUGGUAUUUUAUUAUUUUUAAUGUGUAAAUAGGUUAGAUUUAUUGUUUAGCAUUACGAAAUUUUUUUUAAAAUGCUUUCGAUAAAACGCACAGAGUCUAGAUCAAAUUUUAAAACGACACAAAAUUAUUAUUAUUAUCAUUGAUUAAUGAUUAUUAAAUCAAGGGGUCGGGAAUUAUAAAUGCCAAAUUUGCCAUUAUUAUUUUUCCUGUUUUUUAAAAUAUUGAAGAACAAAUUUUUUAAAACAAAGAGUAUUUUUUAAAAUAAUAAUUAUUUUUUUUUCCUAAAAUUGUCGCCGAAUGUAAAUAAAUAAUAAUAUUUUUUACUUUAUUUUGUGUAAAAGCAGCAGUGGAGUUAUGAGGUUAUUAAAUUUUAAUUAAGUAUUUGAGGUUAUUGUGAAGGUUUCAUCUAUUUCAUGUUUCAUUUUUCAAGUUAUUUGAAUUACCCGCGCUUUUAUUUAUGAAAACAACUAAAUAUAGGUUUUCUGUGUAUUUUUUAAAAGUUCUUAUCAUGAAUUUUUGUUAACCGUUCAUUGAAAUCAAAACAAAGUCCACGAAAUUAAUUUUUUAAUUAAAAAUUUUUUUUUUAAAGAAGAAUUAUAAUUUUUACUAAGUUUAGUAUUUUUUUAACAUAAUUUUAAAUACUUAGAUGACAUUUGAAAAGAAAAAGCAGCUAAUAUGAAAAUUUUUAUUAUUUUUGACCCUGAAAUUUUAAUUUUCAUACUUUUUAACCUCUUUUCUAUUAAUUAACAGAAUUCUAAAUUAAACUUCUCUGAAAAAAUAUCCAAAAAACCUUAACCCAACUUAAUUAACCACCGGGAGUGAAAAUAAACUUAAAAAUAUACUCAUAUUUUAUUAAAAAUAAUAUUCUAAUAACAUCUGAUAUUUUAUUUUAUAAAUUCGUUGCGUUCAUGGAACUAAAAAAAAAUUUUACAUUUUUAUGACUAAAAAUUUUGAAAAAUUCUUCAAAAUUGAAAUUUUUAAAUUAAUGACUCGAGAAACUGGUCAUCAGAAUCAGUAAUCGAAAUGAUUUUGUACUUGUUUUUAUUAAAAGACGAUUUCAAGAAGAAAUAAAAGAAAAUUCAAAAUGACCUUAAAAGAAAAUAUUUGGAACCAAAUUCACAAUCACCUCGAAUUCUAAUAAGUGAAUAAGUAAAAAAAAUAAAUAUGAAUUAUCUUAUGGGCAUAAUAAAUGAUUUGAAUGAUAAAUAUAUAACGUGUGCCUAUCGUGACUGCCAGAAAAUCUGUAUGAAUUAAAUAACAAGGAAAUAAACGCCCAGAUUUUUACAUUCACUGCUUUUACAUCCGUAUUUCUUUGCAAUUGAUAACAAAAAAAGUUUAAUAAAAUAGUUAUUGAUCAAACAGAAGAGAAAUACUUAAAGUGAUUCAUGUAGAUUAUAAAAAAUUUUAUAUAUAUAUAUAUAUAUAAUAAAAAAAUAAAAAAACAAAAUAUGUAUUUAUAUUUGUGCGUUUAUUGAAAAAAGCGCACAUGCAGUAGACGAAGGAUCUUUCUAUUUAAAUGAAAAUAUUAUUUACUUAUUAUAUAAAGAGAAUAAAUUGGGAUUAAAUUUUAUUAUAUAUUACUUAUUAUAUUAAUGAAUAUAUAAAUAAUUAAAUGAAUAAUGUAUAUCAUAAGGGCGAUUAUUGUAUGAUAUUUGUAUAUAUUGAUUAAAAAAUGAGAAAUACAAAAAAAAUGAUUAAUUAAUAAGAAGUUAAGCAGAUUAGAUUAAUAAUAUAAGAAACAAAGUGGCGGAUACUUAUUGGCCAGUUAUAAACAUUAAUAUUAAU
Microplitis demolitor is the source of this 6037-nucleotide messenger RNA. RefSeq names its product zinc finger MIZ domain-containing protein 1 (gene tna). NCBI's taxonomy places the organism in Eukaryota, Metazoa, Arthropoda, Insecta, Hymenoptera, Braconidae. The transcript is spliced from 8 exons. The record is from RefSeq and is a predicted model, not a curated record. The coding region runs from base 678 to 3401 and encodes 907 amino acids. Gene Ontology annotation, biological process: regulation of transcription by RNA polymerase II; protein sumoylation. Gene Ontology annotation, molecular function: SUMO ligase activity; zinc ion binding.